GUGAGAGAGAGAUUGUGUUGAGUUGCAAAAAUGAUGAUCCAUGUAUUAUUUUUUGUCCUGCAUUUUUUGAGUACUCAUAUUUGCCAUAAAGUUGAAGGAACUCAAACUAUACUAAAGGAAGAUUUGGAGUUGGAGAGACAACUUCGACUUAUUAAUAAGCCUCCAUCAAAAAGUAUCCAUACGGAGUUUGGAGACAUUAUUGAUUGCAUUGACAUUUACAAACAACCAUCAAUGGAUCAUCCUUUAUUAAAGGACCAUAAAUUACAGAGAAAACCCAACUUUCAUACUGGGUUUGGACAAUCAAGUAAGAAAAAUUUAGAAACUAAAUUCAUGUUUGAAUUGAGUAAAGAUGAAUGUCUGAAAGGGACUGUUCCUAUACUUAGAACAACAAAGGAGGACCUUAUUCGAGAACAAUCAAUGUUAAACGAUCAUAUAUUGAUUAAAGACCUUCCUGGUGUUCAUUUUGCAGAAUUUUUUCUUAGACCACGUUAUGCUCCUUAUUACGGAGUGGCAGGAACAAAUAGUAUUUAUAAUCCACAUAUUGAUUCAAAGUUUCAAAUCUCUAUGUCUCAUAUAUGGGUUGAAAGCGGAACAGUAGAAUCUACUAAUAAAAUCUCAUUAGGAUGGCAUGUGGCUCCAGAACUAUAUGGUGAUUAUUCAUCUCAUAUUUAUACCUCGUGGACGGUAGAUAACUUCAAGAAGACAGGAUGUUAUAAUCUUCGAUGUGCAGGUUUUGUUCAAACAAACAAAUUAUUUCAUCUUGGUCAACGCAUAACCAAUGUAUCUAUCUAUGGUGGACCAACUAUUGACAGUUUCAUUGCUAUUUCUCAGGAUUCAAAAACCAAAAAUUGGUGGAUAAUUAUAAACAAUAAGUUUAUUGGAUAUUUUCCAGCAAAAUUGUUCACGAACAUGAGUUCAGCUGAUCAUGUAGGAUGGGGUGGAAGAACAAAAACUCGUCCUGGUACUGAUAGUCCUCAAAUGGGGUCUGGACAUUUUCCUGAAAACGGUGGUUGUUACUUUAGAGAAAUGUGGUUUAGAGAUGGAGGUGAUCUUCCUCGUGGACCUGAACCAAGUCAAAUUUAUCCUAUACUUGACAAACCUACUUGUUAUGAUAUUAAAAACUACGGAGAUAAAGGACGUCACUUUGGCUACUAUAUUGAGUUUGGAGGGCCUGGUGGUAGUUGUGGUGAUUAAUCUUUUUUCAAUUAUAUUUUAUAUCAAAUAAACAAAACUAUCACAAUAUAUCAAUUUUAUAUUAUUUUC
Molecule: messenger RNA, 1263 nt
Organism: Vigna angularis (adzuki bean)
Lineage: Eukaryota; Viridiplantae; Streptophyta; Magnoliopsida; Fabales; Fabaceae
Exons: 7
Coding region: 31-1194 (387 amino acids)
Source: RefSeq, a predicted model, not a curated record